AUGGUGAGACCUAAGGAUAAAUUUUGGGAACAUGUAGAGCAACGUGGUUUGGGUUGUUGCACAUGUAACUAUUGUGGACUCAAUUAUUCUGGGAGUGUUUCACGAGUGAAGGCUCAUUUAGCUUGUCAAUCUAGACAUGAUGUUCAAAUUUGCACCCAAGUUCCUGAGCACAUUCAAGCUGAUGCCCUGGAAGAAUUUAAUUUGAGUAGAUCUGCUAAGAAAAUGAGUGAUUCUCUUGAAAGUGGAAUGGGCUCCACAAGAAGCACACCUUUUAUGCCUCAGAAUAACAUUUCCUUCAAUGUUAUUCAGACAAAUUCUUUUAUUGAGAUGCUAAGGGGUGCAUGUGCAUAUGGUACAAGAACAAAUUGUGCUGCUCAUGGGAUUAAUCUGCUUUUGAAAGAUAUUUACAAAAAAGUUAAAUGGGUGAGGGAAGUUAUAGAAGAUGGAAAACUUGUAGUGGAUUAUAUUCACAGACACACAGGUAUUGUAGCAUUGAUGAGGAAAUUCACCAACAAUAGGGAUAUCAAGCAACCUUACAAGACAAGGUUUGGUACUUAUUUUUUUAUGCUGCAGUCUCUUAUUGUUAUUGAGAAUGAGUUGAGGCUUUUUGUUGCAUCAUCUGAGUGGAGAGCCUUUCAAUUCAAUAGAGUUGAAAUGGCAGUGAGAACUGUUGGGAUAAUUCAAUCAGAUACAUUUUGGGAGGGGGCCAAAGGAAGUUACUUAUAUGAAGCAAUAGAAAGGGCAAAAGAAACAUUGAGGAAAUUUGUGGAGAAGGAUGGAGGGAAGUAUUUAGCCAUAAUGGACUUGUUUCAAUUUAGGUUAGAGAAGAACAUUAUUCAUCAUGUUCAUGUCUUUGGUGCACUUUUGAAUCCUUCUAUUAUGUUUGGUGGUCAACUUGAUAUUGAUGGAACUAAAUUUAUGAAUGCACAAGAAUUUAUUAUGGACAUCAUGGUUCCUUUAGAAGAUCGUGAGAAAUUCAUGCAAGAAGUCAUUGAUUAUCGCAUGAAAAGUCCAUUGUUGUUCAAUAUGACAGGGCAAGCAAUGAUGAAAACUAACCAUCCAAGGAUUUGGUGGCAAUUUGUUGGUAGUGCAUUUCCUGUGCUUCAAAAUAUUGCUUGUAGAAUCUUGAGUCAGCCUUGUAGUUCCUCUCCUUGUGAGUAUAAUUGGAGUGCUUGGGAUGCAGCACAAACAAAGAAAAAAAAUAGAUUAGCCCCAGAGAUGCUAGAAGAUUUGGUGUACAUCAGGAUGAACUCUAUAAUGAGGGAGAACUAUGAAAGCCAACUACAUAAAGAUUCAAGGCCUAUUGAUUUAGACAAUCUUGGUGACUUACCUAGAGUAGACUUUGAGCUUGAAAUGGAGAGGUUUGAGCAGACGUACGAGGAACCUGAACCAUUUGACACUGGAGCUGAUGGAGGAUCUACUUCAUAUAGUUUAAUGCCUCAUCAUUGAUCUUUUUUUUUUUUUAUCAUUAAUCUUUGGACCUGUUAUAAUGAUACUGAGUUAUUUAGACAUCUUGGAUGAUAUGGAAGGAUGAAUUUUUAUUUUUAUUUUUUUUAUUCUGGACAUGUCUUUUUUAA
Macadamia integrifolia is the source of this 1577-nucleotide messenger RNA. RefSeq lists its product as uncharacterized. The transcript is spliced from 5 exons. Gene Ontology annotation, molecular function: protein dimerization activity. Lineage: Eukaryota; Viridiplantae; Streptophyta; Magnoliopsida; Proteales; Proteaceae. The record is from RefSeq and is a predicted model, not a curated record. The coding region runs from base 1 to 1449 and encodes 482 amino acids.